This is a messenger RNA of Tetrahymena thermophila SB210, 1529 nucleotides long. RefSeq lists its product as hypothetical. The transcript has 4 exons. The record is from RefSeq and is a predicted model, not a curated record. Lineage: Eukaryota; Ciliophora; Oligohymenophorea; Hymenostomatida; Tetrahymenidae.
UGAAUAGCUAGCUGAAUUUAAUGAAAAAUUAUAAAUAGCACAUUAAAAAUUUAGAGUCUGUAAAAUUGUAAUUACAAAAAAAAAAUACGAAAGAAAAAGAAGCAAUAUUUAAUAUUUUAGGUAAAGAAAUAUUAUAAAUCAGAAAAAAAUCUAGAUUAAAAAGUGUGACUAAACAAAUAAAUAAAUAAACAAACAAACAUCAAGGAUUAAAUUAAAGUAAAUAAAUGAACUAUAACAAUAUGAAUGGAAAUAUAGGAAUGGGCAUGGGAAUGCCUCCAAAUUAAUAGAUGUUUUAGCAAAAUCAAAUGCAAAUGCAGUAGCAAGCUAACUCUUUGAAUCAUUAGGCUGACAAGAAAGGUCGUCGUACCCGCACCGACCCUAAUAAUAGGAAUUACAUUUGCGGCUGUGGUAAAAGUUAUCUUUCAUACCCAGCUUUGUACACUCAUGUUAAGUAGAAACAUGAUGGCAAGGCUCCAUCAGAUACUAAAAAGCCCGAGAAAAGCAGAGGAUAAAGAGGUAGACCCACAACCACAAAUUAAUAAAUUGAAGGAAACGAUACAUAUGAGCAUGAAACUGAUAAUAUGUCAAGUGAUUCUAACGAUGCCUUAAAUGUAGUUGAAGAAUUAGUCCUUUGUCUCUUUAACUAAUUAAAUUAAGAUACAAGCAUCAUCCUAAACGAAAAUUCUUCAAACUCAUUGCAAGAUCUCAAGGACUCCUUCCCUACAGAUAUUUUUGAAAACGCAAGUGAUUACUAAGUUAUUCAAAACCAUCUUGAGGAAGUUUUUAACUGCGAGGGUUAUAUUGAUGAACCUGAAUCUACUGAUGGAAUAGUUAAAACAAAGUGCAAUUUAGUUUUUGGAUUAUUUAUUUAUUCAGUUGGAAAGCAUUUAAAGGGUUAUGCCUUGAAGGAAAUUAUAUUUUAUUGUUGUCUAUUCAGAAAAGCAUUGAAUGAAAAAGGAUGGAAAAUAUUACAAGAAUUAGGCAUAAACUCUAACUUAGCUGACCAAGACUAAGAAUUCUGUGAGAAAAAUAGUGCCUAAAAUGUCCUUGAAAUAUCAAACGAGUUUAUAACUGAAAUUCUCCCCACUUAUCUUGAAAAGUAUUCACAUUAAAUCUAAGACUAUAAAAUUAUCAACCCAUAAAGUUUAGAAAGUACUAUAAUUAAAAUUACUUAGCACUUCUGCAAUUGGUUGUACGCAAGAAGAUAUACUAAUUCUAUGCUUGAAAGAAAUGAAGAUGAAACAAUGUGAGAAAUAUGAAAUAUAGAGAAAAUAAUAGUCAAAAGUUAUAACUCAAACUAAAAAUAUAUUUCUUCUUUUAUGAUAAAUAAAAAAUGAACGAAUUUAUACUAACUAACAUUUAAUAAAUCAUUUACAAUUUUAAUAAAAUAAUUAAAAUUUUAAACUCUAUUUACAAUCAAAUUACUUAAUUUUAGUCUAUAUCUAAUUAUACUUACAUAAAUACAUGUUUCUUAUUAUAAAUUGCAUUAUAUUUUUAAAAAAUUUUUAUCAUACAUCUAAUAUAAAAUA